Molecule: messenger RNA, 2591 nt
Organism: Rosa rugosa (rugosa rose)
Lineage: Eukaryota; Viridiplantae; Streptophyta; Magnoliopsida; Rosales; Rosaceae
Exons: 2
Coding region: 1-2310 (769 amino acids)
Source: RefSeq, a predicted model, not a curated record
AUGAAGCCACAAAUCCUCUCAAUUCUCAAAGGCGCCAAACCAAACCAAAACCAUGUCAACUUGGCAAGAACCCAAACUCCUACUCUUCUUCUCGGUCCUCCAGAGAUCGGAACAGUAACCACCACCACUGCUCCACCACAAGUCAAUUCCGGCGACCCCUUCAUGGAUCUCAUGGUCUCCAAUUACAACAACACCACGUCAACUUCCCCCCGACCCCCAAUGGGUUUGACCGAGAACAGUUCGCCUACUUUUCUCACCUCCGGCAACCCCUGCCUUGAUUUUUUCUUCCACGUGGUGCCUGACACCAAGCCUGAAUAUUUCAACCAACAGCUCCCCUUGGCUUGGUCCAACGAUGCCGUAACCACUCUCAAGCUCAUCUGCAACCUGCGAGGUGUACGUGGCACCGGAAAGUGUGACAAAGAAGGGUUCUACACAGCAGCGUAUUGGCUCUACAACCACCAUCCUAAAACCCUAGCUUACAAUGUAGCGUCGGUUGCCGCUUUUGGGUAUUUCAAAGAUCUGCCGGAGAUUCUAUACCGCCUUCUAGAAGGCCAAGACAUCAGGAAGACCCAAAAGGAAGAGUGGGAAAGGAUCAAGCGCUAUUUCUAUAAGGGACCGGGUAAGGUAGACGGGUUAAGGUCACUAAAGCUUGGGCAUUUAAUGGGUCCGCCGGCGGAUCAUCCACCUAGAGAUGUUAAACUGCUGAGGCUUUGGGAGAAACUCAUCGCCGUCAAAUCUAACAAGAAAAAACUCGAGAAGGGGGAGUAUAAAACUGUUCAAGCAGAAUGGGCAGCGGAUAGAGAUGAACUGAAAAGUGAUGAAGCUAGAGAACUGAUGCAUCAAAAGAUCAUAGACAAGACCAAGAAUGCCGUGGCUAGGUAUGAGCAAGACUCGGAUUUGAAGUUCCUAUACGAACAAAUUUGGGAUGUGUUUGGGGAUUGCUUGAAGUCCAUGGAGGCGGACACGGAGGCUGAGAGGAACGAGAUGUUCCGAUUGAAAAAAGAAAACGUCAGGGAAUUGAGGUAUGAAAGAAUCUAUGACAUGGCCAGGAAGGUGGUUUCCAGGUAUCAGCAAGACUCCAAUUUUCAGGUGCUUCACGAGCAGAUUUCUGAUGUUUUCGCCGAGUGCUUGAGAUCUGACAUGGAAUGCUUGAAGAAGCACCAGAGAAACAAGAUAAGCCUCGCAGCGAAAUGGUGCCCUUCCCUCGACUCCUCCUUCGACAAGGCCACUUUGCUCUGCGAAAGCAUUGCCAGGAAGGUUUUCCCGCGUGAAUUGUACCCGGAGUAUCAGGGACUUGAGGAGGCACACUAUGCUUACAGAGUGAGAGACCGGCUGAGGAAGGAGGUUUAUGUGCCGUUGAGGAGGGCAUUGGAAUUGCCGGAACUUUAUAUGACUGACAGAGAGUGGAAUUCACUUCCUUACAACAGGGUGGCCUCUGUGGCAAUGAAGCUCUACAAACAUAGGUUCAUUGAGAAGGACUGUGAGAGGUUUGAAAAAUAUUUGGCGGAAGUGAAAGAAGGUAAGGCCAAGAUUGCGGCCGGUGCUCUGCUUCCGCAUGAGAUCAUAGCCUCUCUGAAUGAUGGGGAUGGAGGUCAAGUGGCUGAGCUUCAGUGGAAGAGAAUGGUGGAGGACCUGGUGGAGCUUGGCAAGCUGAGGAAUUGCUUGGCUGUGUGUGACGUGUCCGGAAGCAUGGAAGGGACUCCUAUGGAGGUGUGUGUGGCUUUGGGUCUGUUGGUGUCGGAAUUGAGUGAAGAGCCAUGGAAAGGAAAGGUGAUCACUUUCAGUCAGAACCCUCAGUUGCAUUUGAUUCAAGGAGAGGAUCUUAGCUCCAAGUGCGAGUUUGUGACGAGGAUGGACUGGGGGAUGAACACUGAUUUUCAAAAGGUGUUUGAUCUGAUUCUCCAAGUGGCUGUGAAGGGGAAGUUGAAGCCGGAGCAGAUGAUAAAGAGGGUGUUUGUGUUCAGCGACAUGGAGUUUGAUGAGGCUUCAGGGCAUAGGGGAUAUGGAUAUGGGUAUUAUGGAAGGGAGGAUAAUGAGCCCCAGAGCUGGGAGACCGAUUAUGAGGUGAUACAGAGGAAGUUUAGGGAGAAAGGGUACGGGGAUGCAGUGCCACAGAUAGUGUUUUGGAAUCUGAGGGACUCUAGGUCUACGCCGGUAACGGAGACACAAAAUGGAGUGGCGCUGGUGAGUGGCUUCUCCAAGAAUCUGCUCAAGCUGUUCUUGGACAAUGAUGGCCAAAUUCGGCCGGACCUUAUCAUGGAAAAAGCUAUCUCUGGGAAAGAGUAUCAGCAUCUAGUUGUUGUGGAUUAAUUGGUCGUCGUCGUCAUCAUCUAUGAUCUUGUUUUCGUGUUUCUUAAUUUUUCUUAAAUUAAAGAAAAGAAAGUAUCAAUUCCUUCGUUUCUGAUCAUGUUGAAUUAUACAUUGUUUCUUUAGGUCUUUGAGAUAGUUUGAACUAACAGAGUUGGGUACGUAUGUAAUAUGCUGUUUCUUUUUUUCUUUCUCUGUUCUGUUUUGGGGUUUGUUCAAGUAACUUUUGUGUUUCUUUUAGGGUGUAUUUUGAUGUUAUUUCCAAGUCGGUUGAUGUUAUUGAU